Schistocerca americana (American grasshopper) is the source of this 1233-nucleotide messenger RNA. Its product is annotated as piggyBac transposable element-derived protein 4-like. Bases 1 to 1233 code for a protein of 410 amino acids. The record is from RefSeq and is a predicted model, not a curated record. Lineage: Eukaryota; Metazoa; Arthropoda; Insecta; Orthoptera; Acrididae. The transcript has 4 exons.
AUGGACAUAAGUGAUGAAGAUUCUGCGUCUUUAUUUUGUGAUAGCUCAGAUGAAUUUUUACCAGAGGAGACCGUAAGCGAAACCGGAAGUUCUGAUGAAGGAAUCACAUCAGUGAAGGUAGGAAGAAGAGUUUUAUGUCCACAUUCGGUCAAAGAACCAGACUUCACAGCUGUAAAAACCAGACAACAAAGCACCUCUAACCGUGUUAGUGCCAUAACUACUGCAGUUGAUUCAGGUUCAAUUGAAGUAAGUGUAAUAUCAGAAAGUUCUGAAGAUGAAGAUGACACACUGAGAACAAAUUCUAAUGAGAUUGAAGGACACCAUACGAUUUCUUCAAAUAUUUUGAAAACUUAUGAAAUUUCAGAAUGUGUGACUCAACAAACUAAUUUGUACGCAAAACAGGUCUUACAAAGUCAUUCAGUAACUGUCAAUUCACGACUGAAAAAGUGGACUGAUGUCAGCGAAACUGAAAUUGAACAAUUUUUAGGAUUUUUGUUAUGGAUGUCAUCAAAUGUAAAACCGAGGAUUCCAAAUUAUUGGCCAAGAAAUAUGCUCUAUCACAACAAUGUGAAAAAUGUUAUGUCACUGCUUUUACAGGUGCCUGAGAAAGAAGUUUGCAUUGAUGAAACACUUGUGCCAUUUCGAGGAAGACUAAAUUUCAUUCAGUAUGUAAAGAAUAAGCUCCAUAAAUUCGGAAUUAAAUUUUUCAAACUUUGUCUAAAGGGUAGCUACACCUGGAAUAUGAAAGUUUAUUGUGGGAAGAAUGUGAAUCCUGGUGUUCCUCUUGCCACUUCUGUUGAUAUGAGCCUUAUGAGUGGAUUACUAAAUGAGGCACACCAGAUUCUUGGACAAUCAACACAUAUAGUUGGUAUUCUAAGAUCAAACAGAAAACUGAAUCCUCAAGAUGUUGUACAGGCAAAACUGAAGAAGGGGGAACACAAAGCAAAGGAAAGUACCGCAGGUGUAGUAGUACUGAAAUGGAAAGGUAAGAGGGAUGUUCUGAUGCUGAGUACUGUUCACGGAGAAGAAGAAGCAGAAGUUCAAACCAAGAAAGGCACAAUGAAAAAACCAGCAAUGAUAAUUGCCUAUAAUCAGUCAAAGUCUUUUAUAGAUCUUUCUGACCAGAUGAAGUCGUACUCGCAUUGUCUAAGGCGGCGUGUGAAAUGGUACAGGAAGCUUGCAAUUGAAUUGUUGGCAGGGUCAGCAUUGGUAAAUGCUCAUGUGAUUUAUUGA